UCUCUACUACCUGCUUUGCUAUGGCUCGUACCAAGCAAACCGCGCGUAAGUCAACUGGUGGCAAGGCUCCACGUAAACAACUGGCUACCAAGGCUGCUCGUAAGAGCGCUCCAGCUACUGGAGGAGUCAAGAAGCCUCAUCGCUACCGUCCCGGCACAGUAGCCCUCCGUGAGAUCCGUCGCUACCAGAAAAGUACUGAGCUCCUCAUUCGCAAGCUUCCAUUCCAACGUCUGGUUCGUGAGAUCGCUCAGGAUUUCAAGACUGACUUGAGAUUCCAGAGCUCAGCUGUGAUGGCUCUUCAGGAAGCCAGCGAAGCCUACUUAGUUGGUCUCUUCGAAGACACCAACCUCUGCGCUAUCCACUCCAAGCGUGUCACCAUCAUGCCCAAGGACAUCCAGUUGGCUCGUCGUAUCCGAGGAGAACGUGCUUAAGUUAUCUCAAAAUCCAAAACUUAUAAACCAAACGGCCCUUUUCAGGGC
Molecule: messenger RNA, 479 nt
Organism: Microplitis mediator
Lineage: Eukaryota; Metazoa; Arthropoda; Insecta; Hymenoptera; Braconidae
Product: histone H3-like
Exons: 1
Coding region: 21-431 (136 amino acids)
Cellular component (GO): nucleosome
Molecular function (GO): structural constituent of chromatin; DNA binding; protein heterodimerization activity
Source: RefSeq, a predicted model, not a curated record